AUGACCAACUUUGGCGUGUCGCGCGAUCUUAUCGACGACACCAUCUUUGGCAAGAUCGUUCCCGGAGUUGGACUGACCCUCGUCGUGGGAAACAUCUAUUACUCCUGGCAAGCGGUCCGUCUCACUACCUUGCACGGACGCCAGUACACUGCGCAGCCCUAUGGUCUCAACACGGUCGGAAUUUUUGCGUUUAUCUUCAACAUUAUCUACCCCGUAUACUUCACUUCCGUGGACGCCGUGGGGCCCUCCGAGGCUUUCUUGACCGCGUACAAAGUGGCCAUUGCCGCUAACUUUAUUACCGGUCUACUGUCCGUCGUUUUUGGUAUCAUUGGACCCACACUCCUCCGCAUGAUCCCCCCGGCCGCUCUUUUGGUACCGAUUGCCGGGAUCGGAUUCAGCUUCCUGGGCCUCGAACAGCUUACGACAACCCUGGCCGCCCCAUUGGUAGGAUACUUGGCAAUCAUGUGGGUGUAUCUGGGAUGGUACGCGGGCGUCAAGAUUGGUUGGGGCAAAUUCCGCAUCCCCGAAGCGGUCACCGUCAUUUUGGUCGGAGUCGUCAUGGGAUGGAUCACGGGCUUGAAUGACGCGUCGGCGGUCCGCAGUGCUUCCAAGCUUGUCAAGUGGUCGGCUCCGGUCUGGUCCGGGGACGAUCUCUUUGCCGGUACAUUGUCGACAGCUCACUCCAAUCCUUGUUCGUCGUCGCUCUCCUUUUCCAGGUGCCUCGUGAGUGCUAAGGAAGCGGGCGAUCCUUACCCUGUCCGGGAGACGAUGAUCAUUGAUGGCAUUGGUACCUGCAUUGCUUCAUUUUUCGGUAGUCCGUUUGGUACCGUUAUUUAUGUCGGUCAUCCCGCUCACAAGCGUUCGGGUGCGACUGUCGGGUACUCUUUUUACAACGGAUUCUUGUACUUGAUCUUCUGUUUGACGGGCAUCCUAGCGUUGAUUCAGAGUAUCGUGAACCAGGCAACCGUCGGACCCAUCGUUUUCUUUGUUGGUCUCAUGAUCAACGAGGAAGCCCUCAAUUUUAUGCCUUCUCGCCACUAUUCGGCGUACAUCAUCGGUCUCUUUCCAAGCAUCUACGACUGGUUAGUCAACGUAUCGAAUCGUUCACCACUCGAGGGUUUCGCGCGGGAUGGGAGCUACGAGGGCAGCUGGAAUACCGAACUACCGCCAGGAUCGUCCGGUUUCAUCGGUGUGCUGUCCUGGAAACGCGGAUCGCUGCUUGUUUCGAUGGUUUGGGUCGCCAUGAUUGUCAUGGUGCUGGAUCGCAAGUGGAACAUGGCAAUUUUGUGGGCUAUCAUUGGUUCCCUUUUUGCCUUGUUUGGCAUCAUCCAC
This is a messenger RNA of Phaeodactylum tricornutum CCAP 1055/1, 1332 nucleotides long. RefSeq lists its product with no specific name. The annotation marks the transcript as partial. The transcript has 4 exons. The record is from RefSeq and is a predicted model, not a curated record. Lineage: Eukaryota; Bacillariophyta; Bacillariophyceae; Surirellales; Neidiaceae.